This is a messenger RNA of Bombus terrestris (buff-tailed bumblebee), 1329 nucleotides long. RefSeq names its product dynein axonemal heavy chain 17-like. Gene Ontology annotation, molecular function: minus-end-directed microtubule motor activity; dynein intermediate chain binding; dynein light intermediate chain binding. Lineage: Eukaryota; Metazoa; Arthropoda; Insecta; Hymenoptera; Apidae. The record is from RefSeq and is a predicted model, not a curated record. Bases 1 to 957 code for a protein of 318 amino acids. Gene Ontology annotation, biological process: microtubule-based movement. The transcript is spliced from 5 exons. Gene Ontology annotation, cellular component: dynein complex.
AUGUUCCCGCAUAUAAGUCAAAUUUCCAGAUCAAAAGAACAAAACUCCCUCGUCCAAGAAGCAGGUAUAGCGAUACACAACACCAACAAAGACACCGAGGAUAAUGUCACGUGCUUCGUAGAAGAAAAGCUUGGUUCAAAAUUUGUUGAAUCCAGAUCUCCACCUUUUCAUAAAUCCUUUGAAGAAACCAGUUCAAUCACGCCUAUAUUUUUCAUUCUCUCUCCUGGCGUUGAUCCGUUGAAGGACGUCGAAAAACUGGGAAUGCAAUUGGGUUUCACUUUUGGAGGGAGAAAUUUCCAUAAUGUAUCACUGGGUCAAGGUCAAGAACCCAUAGCGGAAGAAGCCAUAGAACUUUCCGCGAACGAAGGCCACUGGGUAAUUUUGCAAAAUGUCCAUUUAGUGAGGAAAUGGUUGCCUACAUUGGAAAAAAAGAUGGAACAAUGCUCGGAGAAUCCACAUGAUGAUUAUCGUUUGUUCAUUAGUGCGGAACCCAGUCCUGAUCCUCAUGAAUCAAUAAUACCUCAGGGUAUACUAGAAUCAGCCAUAAAGAUUACGAACGAACCACCAUCUGGAAUUCAAGCGAAUAUUCACAAAGCGUUGGAUAACUUUACCCAGGAAACUUUGGAGUCCUGCAGCAAGGAAACCGAAUUCAAAGCAAUAUUAUUUGCACUUUGUUAUUACCACGCUGUACUUGCAGAACGUAGAAAAUUUGGGGCGCAAGGAUGGAAUAGGUCCUACCCAUUCAACUUCGGUGAUCUAACAAUCAGCGUAUCUGUAUUAUUUAAUUACCUGGAAAAUAGUAUCAAAGUACCUUGGGAGGAUCUUCGUUACUUAUUUGGAGAAAUAAUGUAUGGAGGUCACAUAACAGAUGAUUGGGAUAGAAGACUAUGCAAGACAUAUUUAGUAGAAUAUUUGAAAACGGAAUUAGUCGAAGGUAUAUAUGAUAAUUCACAAUAAUAUUUCCAAUGUAUUCGAUUUAUUAAAUCUAUUUUUAAGUACAAUUUUUCUAUAAAACUUUAAGUUUGUAAAUACUUUAUUGGUCUCUUCUUAUAAUAAUCAAAACUUUUUAAUAUUGAAACGAAAUAUGCUUUAUAUCAGUAAUUCUUUACUAUUUAAUGAUUAGUAUUCGUUUCCUUCUCUUAUUUUGUAUAUAUAAGGUGUUGGUAGUACGUGUAGAGUGCUAAAGAAAUACUCGGCGUUUCGUUUAACAGUAUAUGUAUUCUCGCUUAACGACUUUGUUACAAGUCUCAACUCGCGACUCGAGCGGAUAAUAAUUUACUCACGUUUCUCGAUAUCGACUGCAAUCACGCUUCUUGGUCACCACUCAUC